AUGUCAGACACAUCAGAACCUUUUUAUGUAGCUAGACACGGGUCAUUGCCUACACCCGAAUCUGGAGAAAGUUGUUCAUCCCGUCCAGAGUUGAAAACGAACAAUGCUGAGGGGAUAACAUCGGCAUUCAAUGACUCUGAGAUGGUUUUAAGCCAUCAGGAGUGCAGUGAGAAACAAUUGGAAUUGACAGUGGAUGAUGCAAUACCCUUUGAGAAAACUGCUUCAAGCUUUUCGCCAAUUAAAGGGAAGUCUCAAUCCAAACAUUUGUUGUCACAUCUGAAAUUGACCAAAAUGCCUAAAAUCCAGGAAACUGUACCCGAAUCAUUCCAUACAGUUGACCUGACAUUGAAACCAUUCAUCAGAUCUGUUAAACCAGAAAUAGCAAAUCAUGAUUUGAGUCCAACACAAAUUUCUGGUAGUAAAAUUAAAAACUCAUCAGUAGUAUAUAGUGAGCAUUUCGAUCCCCUUGAUCCACAUUCCACUGAGGUGGAUCCCGGGAAGAGGAAACCAUUAAGGGAUAUGCAUGGUUGCAAACAUGCAAAUUUAGCUUUUGGGAAAACUAUAUCCUUGUAUGGGGCAGUAGAAAAGGCUUCUGUUCAACAACGGGUGUUAACCUUGCAAGCCUCCCCAGAUGAAAAACCAGACAGUGGCUACCAUUCACAAGAACUUGUAAGGCCAAAGUAUGAAUUGAAAUACAGGCCAAAGUCUACCGUGUCCCAUUCAUUAGUCAUUGAAACUAACAAUAUGACUAGUAUGUUCUCUGAUAUCAGCCAGAGUGAACAUUACAAAUCCCAUACUCCUCAAUUACCAGAUUUAGAACAUUCUUACAUGUGUAAUGAAUCCAAUGUAUCUGGUGAAACUCAUCCCUUAGAAGGUGAUGGUUAUUUCAGUGCUAGUAAGCAUGAACAGAACAUAUCCAAAAGUCCUAAAGAUACUUGGUAUUACACAGAAUGUCCAGACAAAGCCAUGGGGAUCUUUUCUGAAAGAAUGAAUGCCAAGGCAGUGGAUAGAGGACGUCCAAUUACCAGACAAACUAGAGCCCGUCCUCAAUUUUCCUUGUUCCCAAAGAGAGUAUAUUCAGGUAGUAACCCUGUGUCCCAGCGGGUUCAGUUAUCGAGCAACUCUCUUCUGGAUGACCCAUCUGUUGUUGAUGCAGAUGUUGACAGCUGUGACAGCUCUGACUAUGCAACAGCUGGUGAAUUAUUAGAACCUGGCAAGUGUAAAAUGAAAUCCAAUUCUCUUCAUUUCCCCAGGAAGGUAAAGCAAUUUUCUGCUUUGCCUAGAUUGCCAAAUUCAGACUCUUCUGAUGAAGACUUACUGACAAGGUAUGGCAAUAAGCCUACCCAAACCAAAUUGAGUCAGAGAGAAGUAUAUCCUUGUAUCUCAGAGGCUGUAAUUACUAAGUUAGUUCAGCAACAGAUGAUGAUACUUGGUCAAAAUCUGACAAAGGUUAUAAAAAAGACCCUGAAAAGGAAUUCCAAUUCCAAGCCAAAGUCAAAGCGAUAUGCGUCAUAUUGCCAAAUAUGUGAAACAAGAAGCCAUUCCAUCUUUGACUGUGCCCAAAGACACCCCAACUCUAGGGUUACUGGUGUCAGAGCUUGUUUUAAAUGUGGAAAUGACCAUCGUAUAACUGAUUGUCCUUCUCUAAAAGAAGGACCAGAUCAGUUCGAACACUAAAUCAUGAUAGUGUUAGUGUGUGUCUAGAAUCAGGCCAGAAAUAUGCACCUCAUUUACCAUAGUACUAAAGAGUGGCCUUUAUAACCAUGCUACCUUAAUUUUCCAUGUUUCUGAUGUUGAUGUAAAACUAUUAUCCAAUCAGAAGAUUUAUACUUAGGUAUG
This is a messenger RNA of Owenia fusiformis, 1839 nucleotides long. Lineage: Eukaryota; Metazoa; Annelida; Polychaeta; Sabellida; Oweniidae. The record is from the annotation of a GenBank genome assembly.